UCGUGGCGAGACUCUCGGCGAGCAGAAUUGUUUCAACAGUUUACAAAGUAGGCAAAAAUAAAAACAAUAAAUAAACUGCUGUGAAAACCGUGAGAGCAAUGCCGCCCAGACGCAGCGAGCGUUUGCGUUUGCUACGCGAGGUCGCGUCCACGGCCGAGCCCGUUACAGAGCCCAGGGUGACGGCGCGUCGGCAACGCGCCCGCCGGCGCGCUGGACGUACGCGCGCCAGACUGCCAGCCCGACAGGCGAGGACGAAUACGGCGACGGUGCUAGAUCAGCGCGAAGAUCCGCGCACCUGGCUGCAGCUGGAAGCGCACUCGAGCGCCCGGUCGAUUGUCAACCAGAAUGGAGAGGGUCAACCCGAUGAUGUGCUGACGCUGCGGCUGCUAUCGCUCUUCAUACGCAUCGCGCUGCUGGAGUCGCCGUCGCUGGCCCAGCUGACGAGACGCAAUCCCAAUCAGGGCAUACGGAAGCUAUUUCGAAUCAUACGAUUUCUGUUCUUUAGGCGUUAGCCUACUCAGCUUGUUAGGUCUAGUCAAUAAAUCGAUCGUAAUCGAUCGCCGGCCGGGGCCAGGCGCCCCCACAA
Drosophila hydei is the source of this 586-nucleotide messenger RNA. RefSeq lists its product as uncharacterized. The record is from RefSeq and is a predicted model, not a curated record. The transcript has 2 exons. The coding region runs from base 99 to 512 and encodes 137 amino acids. NCBI's taxonomy places the organism in Eukaryota, Metazoa, Arthropoda, Insecta, Diptera, Drosophilidae.